AUGUUCCUGUUGGCAACACAAGCCAUCCGCAAGAUCACCAACAGUGAGUACAAGAAGUAUGUCAAGAGUGUGGAGCGCCGAAACAAGAGAUUGAAGGAUGACGAGAAGCUUGAAAUACUCCGUGAAGAGGACUUUUUACAACAGCGACCAGAAUCGAAACCGGUCAUUGUGUUGAACCAGUUUGCUCGCCGUGCAGAUGUCCGGCUGAACGACUUUGUUUACCCGUUGUUAGCUGAGUGGGCAUCGGGGUUGGUGCAGAACAACAUUGCGCAUGUGAUCAUUUUGACAGCCGACAUUGGGUCUGUCCAACUUUUGAACGAUGCUUUGCCCAACCAGGUGUUUAAGGAUAUUUCGUUGUCGGAUGCAUCAAUGACAAGCUCGAAACAGUAUGUUUGUGAUGCUCUCAAGAUCAAGGACACGGGUCCUUUAGAUGCCUGUCUUAAGCCGCUCGGGGGCAGAAUGUUGGACUUGCAGUCGUUUAUCAGACGGUUGAAGUCAGGAGAGAGUCCGGAACAAGCCGUCCAUGAAAUGAUCACACAAGCGGCUGAAUUGAUCACCACUUUCUUUUUAAGCAGCCACCACAAGUUUGGGGCUGGGGACAGCACAUGGAACGCUGCUCAGGUGUGGUUGAUCAUGAAAUUGUUGACCCAGUGUGAGACAAUCAACUUCCUAGAGUUGGUGAAACUGCCAUUGUUCAAGGCCAACAAGGAGACCAUAGAGACAUUGACGACAUUGGAGAAGUAUGAUCUCAUUUCACUUCAGCGUGACAAGGGGGUGUUGUCCAAGAUCUCGACCGGAAGACCGUUGUUCAAGGCUGCGUUUGAGAAUAUCAUUGGUGACAGACGUAUCUGGCAGUUGUAUGAGACUGAUUACAUCACAGCCUUGAUUGGUGUUGAAGUGACCAAGAUCCAGAAGAUGGAGGACGAGUUGGAGAAGAUUUACAAGAUUGGCAAAGUAGACGGCAGAAUAGAGUAUUUGUCAAAGAAGAUCGAAGCAUCCAGUGCCAAGAUCGUAGAGUAUGAAAAGAAGGCGGCAGAGGUAGCGGCCGACAGCCAAUCAAAGAACACAUCGUUUCUUGGGAUAAAGUUCUAA
Candida tropicalis MYA-3404 is the source of this 1092-nucleotide messenger RNA. RefSeq lists its product as uncharacterized. The coding region runs from base 1 to 1092 and encodes 363 amino acids. The transcript has a single exon. Lineage: Eukaryota; Fungi; Ascomycota; Pichiomycetes; Serinales; Debaryomycetaceae. The record is from RefSeq and is a predicted model, not a curated record. Gene Ontology annotation, cellular component: mitochondrial inner membrane.